Sinocyclocheilus rhinocerous is the source of this 1278-nucleotide messenger RNA. It is a transcript of the gene glp2r, whose product is annotated as glucagon-like peptide 2 receptor. Gene Ontology annotation, molecular function: peptide hormone binding; glucagon receptor activity. The coding region runs from base 1 to 1269 and encodes 422 amino acids. The record is from RefSeq and is a predicted model, not a curated record. Gene Ontology annotation, cellular component: plasma membrane. NCBI's taxonomy places the organism in Eukaryota, Metazoa, Chordata, Actinopteri, Cypriniformes, Cyprinidae. The transcript has 10 exons. Gene Ontology annotation, biological process: adenylate cyclase-modulating G protein-coupled receptor signaling pathway; cell surface receptor signaling pathway.
AUGUAUGGUGGUCAUUAUCAGGUGCUACUGGAAACGUGUACAAGGAAUGCACGGCCAACGGAACCUGGAAACCUGAGGAGAAUUCCAGCAGCCUAUGGAGAAAUCAUUCAGAGUGAAGAAGAAGUGUUUCGGCAGUCUGUGCUGAGAGUCUUGUCCAUUGUAGGAUACUCGCUGUCAUUUUCCUCUCUUUGCUUGGCUGUUCUGAUCAUGAGUCUUCUGAGGAAGCUUCACUGUACGAGGAACUACAUCCACAUGAAUCUCUUUGUAUCAUUCAUAUUUAGAGCAAUAGCAGUAAUUAUCAAAGAGGUUAUAUUUCAAGUCAUGUAUACCAACCUGCCCAGGGAUGAGAUCGGUUGGAACAGCUACACAAAAUCUACGAUGUUAUUCGUCUGCAAGGCCUCAAAGGUGUCGCUGGAAUAUUUUGUUGGGUGUAAUUACUUCUGGCUGUUAGUGGAGGCGAUAUUCCUGCACACGCUGCUGUUCACUGCAGUUCUGACCAGGAAAAGACUUCUUAAGAAAUAUAUGAUUAUAGGAUGGGGUACUCCAUUACUGUUUGUGAUUCCCUGGACUGUUGCCAAAACUUUGUAUGAAAAUAAAAGCUGUUGGUUACAUAACAUCAGAUGGAUAUGGUGGAUAAUUAGAGGCCCAAUAACAUUAUCAGUGAUUGUCAUUUUUUGCAUUUUUCUUAAAAUCAUCCGACUUUUGCGGUCCAAGUUAAAGGCUGACCAGGUGAAGUUCACUGACUACAGAUACAGUCUAGCCAGAGCAACGCUUGUGUUGAUUCCUCUGCUCGGGGUCCAUGAAAUCGUCUUUACCUUAAUUAUAGACGAAUCAGUUGAGGGAAGCAGCCGCUACGCUCGACACUUCGUCAAUCUGACCCUGAGCUCUUUCCAGGGUCUUUUAGUUGCAGUGUUGUACUGCUUUGCAAAUGGAGAGGUCCAGGCUGAGCUGAAGAAGAGGUGGCAGCUGUUCAUUUCCUCCAAUCACUUUGAGGUGCACAACUGCUUUGCCGACAUUCACCCCAAACACCUGUGGAAGUGCUCACAAAAGAGACCCGGACAAACCACAGAACAGAGCGAAUCCAAUGAGGGAAGCCACGCCCCCACACAGGGACAUCUGCUGCAGGUGGCCGUCCAAUCAGCAGAGGACGUGCCGUGUGGGCGGAGCUCCGGCCUGGAGUUUUACAUGAGGAAGAGCCUCUCCAGCAGCGACGGGGAAAUGACUUUAGGAGAGACGAUGGAGGAGAUCAUAGAGGAGAGUGAGUUUUAACGUCUCAUC